UGCAUUUAACUGCUUCAUAGAGGCUUCUUGUACCUCAGCUUUGAGCGGAAGUGUGCUGAUGUUUUGGUGUCGCUGAGCUGAAACUGUCUCAGGCAUGUGGUGAGCUGGAAGAGAACGACAGGAAAUAGAUAUCAAAACAUUUGUUUUGAUCAACUGCCUAAACAUCUCACCUCUUGCUGCUUUAACUGAGAGUAGUCUAGAUCUGAGACGAAACGUGUAACUUUUAUCAUUUGAGUGGGUACAGAUCUGCAAAAGCAUUGUCAACAUUAAUAGAGAUGUCAGUAGUUUUAACAAAGUAGUAAAACACUUUCUUUAAACAAGAUUUUCUGUAUUAUUCAUACUAUAUUCAAAAAGGUGAAGACAUUGAUUUUCAUAAUAUCAAGACACAAACUUGUACAGAAAAUGGGGAGCUGUGCAUGUAAACUACGUUCAUCCAGCAAAUAUUCUACAGAACUGAAUCUUGUGGUCAUAGGAAGUCAUAAUGCAGGCAAGAAUACUGUUGGAAACAUAAUCCUUGGAAGAAAGACUUUUUGGCAAUCCUGUUCUAGAACUUGUGUUAAAAAAGUUUAUAAUGUAAAUAACUGUCUGAUUACUAUUGUCCGCACACCUGGAUGGCACAAGCUUAAAGAGAGUGAAAGGAAGACGAAAGAUCAGAUCAAGGAAUCAUUAUUUGAAAAUAGAGCGGAUGCUUAUCUUCUGGUCAUAAACAUGAAGUCGGAGACAUUUAACGGAAGUGAGCAGAAAAUGCUGGAAGAUUUACUGACCGCCAGAGUCUGGAAUCAUACCGUGGUGGUGUUCACUAAUGGGGAGACACUGAAUGAUAGAGGCCUUACAAUUGAGCAAUACAUAGAUCCUGAUUUUACUGAGCUGAUUCAGAAAUGCGGAGGGAGGUAUGUUGUUCUUUACAGUGGACAUGGGUUCUCUUACUACGCUCAGGGCCAAAGGGUAACAGAUGCUGUAAAGAGGAUGGAGAAAAACAAGUAUAAAAGUUAUCCGAAGGAUACUCUCCCCGAAGUGCAGAGUAGCCCUACCCGCAUGGUAAAUGCUCCAAGACUUUUGUCGACACCGGAGAUCAAUAAUGGGGAAAGUAAAACACCUUCAGAUGAGGAAGACAAUACAACUCCCCUGCUACAGGGGGAACUAUUGGACAGAGAGAUUGAUGAAACUGAAAUGAGAUUAAGGAAAUUGAAGGCAGAGAGAGUUCAUCAGAAAGAAAAAAGAAAAGAAUGUAAAACACAGCAGUUCAUUGAAAUGAACACAAUCUCUGAAUCCCAAAGCCCAGUUACUCAGGAUAAGAGGAUGGAAAAAAAGAGGGGGCAUGACAUUGAUCAGAAGGAGUGGACCACUAGUCUUCGUAAAAUCCUGGAUGAACUCCUUGAAGACGAUAUCAAAAAAUUCAAGUCACAUUUACAAACUGGACAUACAGACGAGAAAAGGAUCCCAGGUGGGCUACUUGAAAAAGCAGACAGGGGGACGCUGGUGCAUCUAUUACUAAAACACUUUGGAGUAAACGGCUCUGUCAUAAAGACAAGGGAUGCCCUGAAGAGCAUACCCUGUGAAGACCUGCAGGAGUGGCUGAAGCCUUUUCUCAGCAAACUCGGACAAAUAUGGUAAUGGACUGAAGUAAUGACAGUCAUUCUCAUGAACUGUUGUCAGGACUGCAUGAUGGACUGCGUGAUCUUCAUAAAUAUCAACUGAGAUUCAAUCCCGUAUUUUAUGACAAAUUAUUACAUUUGAAGAAUGUUGUUGAGCAAUCAUUACAAACGUUUUUUUUGUGUUUCUGUUUUAGAAAGUUGUUUUCAUUAUUUGCAUGUGUUCAUUCUACUUCUGUGUUACUGCUUGCACAGUGACCAUGUAAACAACUGAUACCUUUUAUCACAUUACUUUUUUUCUAGUAUACAUGGACCUUUAAGCUUAUUAUGUUUCCACUGUCUGAAUAGUGUCUGUGUUCUGAUAUGAUGGGCAGGAUAUCUCCAGGCACAGCACAAGAGACAUGCAGGGUUUUAAACAGUAGAGGACAGUCUAUAAUAUAGCUUUUUUUUACUUGCAUCAUCACACGCAUGUGAAAAAAAAGUGUUGACGAUGCUCCACCUGCUUUCCUGUUCUGAAGUGUGAAAAUGAAAGUCAAAACGUGAACAUUGCCUAAACUUGUUUCAGACGACCAGACUUAUUCGAAAAGGCAGAGCGUUGUCUGCAAAACAUUACAGGUUCCAGCUUGCUGUGUUUUUUGAGGUGAAACAUCUGACUAACACAGACAAGGAGCGGAUCAAGAGAUACUUUAAUAUCAGGAGAAAUGUAGGAGGGGAAUGUGGAGAGGUGGAGGAGGUGGGAGAGAAGACCUACAGGAUUGCCUUCCUGGAGAAAAAAGGGUGAGGGACUCUUCAUUCUAAUGACUUAGGAAACAUGAAAUCACUUUAAAUAACUGACCACGGGUAAUAUUAUAUAUAGUAAAUAAUCUGUGUAGGAGCCAUUUCGGUUCAUGUUUUAAUCUUGUUUGGGACUCUAGAUGGCGCUCCACCUUAAUUGGGCUCACACAAUAAAGGUGUGAACAUUCACGCAGGCGUCAGGUGUUGCUUGACGGAGGGAGAGCGCAUAUAGCUUUUUGACCGCUUCAUUUGUAUAACAAAAG
Molecule: messenger RNA, 2629 nt
Organism: Hypomesus transpacificus
Lineage: Eukaryota; Metazoa; Chordata; Actinopteri; Osmeriformes; Osmeridae
Product: immune-associated nucleotide-binding protein 6-like
Exons: 4
Coding region: 403-1614 (403 amino acids)
Molecular function (GO): GTP binding
Source: RefSeq, a predicted model, not a curated record